Molecule: messenger RNA, 1327 nt
Organism: Musca vetustissima
Lineage: Eukaryota; Metazoa; Arthropoda; Insecta; Diptera; Muscidae
Product: cyclin-dependent kinase-like 1
Exons: 8
Coding region: 2-1327 (441 amino acids)
Biological process (GO): protein phosphorylation
Cellular component (GO): nucleus
Molecular function (GO): ATP binding; cyclin-dependent protein serine/threonine kinase activity
Source: RefSeq, a predicted model, not a curated record
AAUGAAAAUGUUUGAAUUUUCGAAGAUAUUUUCCUUGAGGAGAGGUCAAUGUUUGAGUUUAAGGCCUCAGGGUAGCAGCAAAAUGGAUCGCUAUGAAAAACUCAGUCGAUUGGGUGAAGGUUCCUAUGGUGUCGUCUAUAAAUGUCGAGAUCGUGAGACAGGCCAGCUGGUUGCCGUCAAACGUUUUGUAGAGUCUGAAGAUGAUCCGGCAAUAAGGAAAAUAGCUUUAAGAGAGAUACGACUAUUAAAGAAUUUGAAACAUCCAAAUUUGGUUUCACUGCUCGAAGUAUUUCGCCGCAAACGACGAUUGCAUUUGGUAUUUGAAUUUUGUGAACUAACGGUACUACAUGAGCUGGAACGACAUCCGCAGGGCUGUCCCGAGCAUUUAACCAAACAAAUCGUCUAUCAAACGUUACAAGGAGUGGCAUAUUGCCACAAGCAGGGCUGCCUGCAUCGUGACAUCAAACCGGAGAACAUUCUGUUGACAGCACAGGGACAAGUGAAGCUGUGUGAUUUCGGUUUUGCUCGCAUGCUAAGUCCUGGUGAAAACUAUACCGACUAUGUUGCCACCCGAUGGUAUCGUGCCCCAGAACUGCUGGUGGGUGACACCCAAUAUGGCACGCCAGUCGAUGUCUGGGCCAUUGGCUGCCUUUUUGCCGAGUUGGUGCGUGGUGAAGCCCUCUGGCCGGGACGCAGUGAUGUGGAUCAAUUAUAUUUGAUACGCAAAACGUUGGGUGAUCUCCUGCCAAGGCACAUACAGAUUUUUGCCCAGAAUGAGUAUUUCAAGGGCAUCACACUACCCGUACCACCCAAUCUGGAAACUCUGGAAGAGAAAAUGCCAGCAAAAGCCUUACAAAAUCCAUUGACCAUCGAUUUUCUAAAGAAAUGUUUGGACAAAGAUCCCGCCAAACGUUGGCCUUGCGAAAAACUGGUCAAGCAUUCCUAUUUCGAUGACUAUAUUGCCAAACAACGGGAAAUGGAAACACUGAACAGUCUGGAGGCUGCCACACUGAGACAACAACAACAGCUACUGCAACAACACAUGUUACAACAACAACAGCAGCAACAACAACAACAGGCGACACAAUCAUUAUUACAAACAACCCAGGCAGCGGCAGCAGCCGCUGCUGCUCAAGCCACUGGGAUGAAUACAGUGGCCUCGACGGGAAGAGAUAAAUCAAAGACUUCAAAUACCUCACUUCCUCUACUGACAGCCAAUCAUCACCAUCAUCCACAACAUCACAGUCAAGACUAUGGCAAAUUACAGCCGCUGAAUAAACAUUCAACGUUAUAUCCCAGAUCGGAACAUCAUCUACCGACUAUAUAG